Messenger RNA from Mercenaria mercenaria, 11629 nucleotides. RefSeq names its product regulator of G-protein signaling 22-like. The record is from RefSeq and is a predicted model, not a curated record. NCBI's taxonomy places the organism in Eukaryota, Metazoa, Mollusca, Bivalvia, Venerida, Veneridae. Gene Ontology annotation, molecular function: G-protein alpha-subunit binding. Gene Ontology annotation, biological process: regulation of signal transduction. The coding region runs from base 2455 to 7005 and encodes 1516 amino acids. The transcript is spliced from 24 exons.
UCUGUAUAGUGCAUAUUUUCUGACCUGGCGAAGAUAUUUUUAGUACAGACUUUACCAUUAAAAACAAUAGGUAACUUGUGCAUAUCGGAUUUAUUCGUACGGAAUGAAACCAAAUCUAACGAUGUAGCCGAUUACCCUAAACUAAAUGAUAGAAUGGUCCAUUUAUGACCUUUCUAUAAAUAUCUCCGCCAGGUCAGAAAAUAUGCACUAUAACAUGGCUAAAAGAACAAUAGAGAGAACAAUAAAGUAGCCACAUGAAUACCCUUACGUAGGUAUGUCCGUCCAUCCAUCACACUUCAUUUUCGAUCAACAACUGGAGAACCAUUUGACCUAAAACCUUCAAACUUAAUAGGAUGAUAGGGCUUACAGAGUAGAUGACCUCUAUUGUUUUUGGGGUUCCAGGAUCAAAGGUCAAGUUCACAUGGAGCUGAACAUGGAAAACUGUUUCUGAUCAAUAACUUGAGAACCACUUGACCAAGAAUGUUGAAACUUCAUAGGAAGAGUAGAUGAAUCCUAUUGAUGUUUGGGUCACUUGAUCAAAGGUCAAGCUCACAGGGACCAGAACAUUGAAAAUGGUUUCCGAUCAGUAACUUGUAAAAGGUCAGAGUCACAUGGGCCUGAACAUGGAAAUCACUUUCUGAUCAAUAACUUGAGAACCACUUGACUCAGAAUGUUGAAACUUCAUAGGAUAAUUGGACAUGCAGAGUAAAUGACCCCUGUUUAUUUUGGGGUCACUUGAUCAAAAGUCAAGGUCACAGGGGCCAGAACAUGGAAAACCGUUUCCAGUUCAUAACUUAAGAACCACUAGGCCCAGAAUGUUGAAACUUAGUGGGAUGAUUGGACAUGCUAGUAGAUGAUUAUUGACUUCUUGCAUAUUACUAUGCAUUGAUGAAGAUAUGAGCUUUUCUACAAAAGCAUCUUCUGGUUACUUCUAAUUCUCAUCUGGUGGUCACACACACUCCAUACCUCAGCUGAUUUUGCAAUUUAUAGCUCCCUUGUUGCAUACACAGGUCUUUUUAUACCCUGUAUCAGUGUAUGAGAUUAAUAUUAGCCCAAAGGGUUACUAUAGGAAUAUAGAUGCUUUGUAUUUUAUGCAUCUUUGAAUGCAUGAGGCAAUAUUUAUGGUACCCAUACACGGAGAUAUAUUUGAUUUUGCACAAGUUAUUGCCCUUUGUGUUUUUUUCAUAUUGUUAUGGUACAUUUUAGAUUAAGUGCAAUUUGUCGAAAUUCUUCUUUCUUAAUCAUGAUUAACUGAAUGUUAUGUUUCUCUCCAGACAUCAUUCAUUAUGCUUAGAUGAACAAAUUGUUAAAAGUGUUAAUUUACCAGAGUGAUGCCUCUUAGCUGAUUUUUGCAGUAGACUGUAUAGCACAAGGUAGAAUUGCCAGGUCACACUAUGAGAUAUAAUUAGCUUUGCUUAUGCCAGUCAUAUAACUGAAAGAAUGCUUGAGCUUAUUUCUGUCAAACUUAUUAGGAUGUUUGCACAUGAUUAGUAGACAGUACUAUAGGUUUAUGUAGUCAGUGUGUUUAAGGUCAAGGUUAUUGAUCAGUGACUGGAGAAUUCUUGGGCUUUAGGUAUUGAAACCUCUCAGGAUCAUUGCAUGUAGACAAAGGAUAAUAUUUAUUGCUGUUGUGGUCAGUUGGUCAGUGGUCAAAGUAAAAGUGAUUUAAGAUUGAAAAACAGUUUCUGCUCUUUGGAUUUACAUUGGUCAGUAAAUGAUCCAUAUUGGUUUUGGGGUAACAAGGUCAGAAAUUUAGGUCAGAGUUACUCCAGAUUUUAACCAGUAACCUGAGAUGUUAGAUGAAAGGUCAAGGUCAUAGCAACUUUAAGAGCAUAUAUAUACUUUAUAUGAACAGAUUUUUUUACAACAUAUUUUUUGCCGCUUCAUAGGCAAGCAAAAUGCUGCUAGAAAAGUUUUUGAAAGCAUUUAAUUUUCAUAAAGGAUUUCAUAGCAAGAAUUUAAUGAUUAAAUUUGACGUCAUUGCUCCUUUUUUUAAAUAAUCAUGGUAUAUUCUCUUUUGAAUUAUUUUAGUGUUUCAAAAAUGUUAUCAGAUUAAACAAUGUUUUAUUCAAUUUUAUCAUUUGUAUAACCCGCGUAAUAUUCAUUUAUUGACACAGUACCAAUAUUUGAUAAUUGUAUGUCUCUACAAUAAAGGUGAUUGGAUAUCAACAAGUGCUGCUAUUGACUUCAGUAGAUAGAAACCUGUUACAUUCGACAAGGUGUAUUAACUAUUUGUAUACUGUUCAAGACAUUUGAUAUCAAUUGGUUUAAAUUAGGAUUGGAUGUUAAGCACUGUCUUGUUAUAAAUGUUUACAAUAAUUAUUAUAGUUAGAUUGAAGAUUGAAUUCAUUAAAAAUUAAAAUGAUGUGAAAGAACUGUUGUUGUGACUUUUAGAUUUCUGUCCAUUUUUUUAAAUGGCUGCAUAGACAUUAAGGGAUUUUCUAUGGAUUAAAAAUGAAGACAAUUGCCGUAAAUCUUGAUCCAGUUGAGGUUGAUAUUGAAGAUGUUGAGGAUUUCCUGGCCACGGAUGACUUGUUUGUGGAGUACUUCAAUGUCUUCCUUGCCCUGCCAACAUUUCCUGAGCCCCUGUAUUUCAACAAGGAUACAGGAGGUUUUGAGGUGGUCAGUGCUGCCAAGAAAGAGCUGGCAAAGAAAAUCAAGGAGGCAUUACGGUCGCAGGCUCGAACCCCUAGGAUCUACAGAGUUGCCAAAAAACACAGCUUCAUCGAUAUACCUCUUAUACCUAUAGAACAUGAAAAAGAGGCAGAGAAUCAAGAAAUACACACUAGUUUCACAGUCACAACACUGAAUAAAGAGCAAGGUAUACACUGGGUGAAGGCAGAAAGAUUGCCGUCAUUUCUGGAAAGUGAUCUGUACCUUGAAUAUCGACUGUCAAAGCUGCUGGGUCAGGCCAGGAUUACUGGAGAACAAGGAGAAUAUGUUCUCAUGAAGAUUGAUUACAAACCUAGGGUGAAAAAGGCAAAAAAGAAAGCGGAAGAUGAAGAAGUAAAGGUGGACCCAAAGGAGGUGUUGAUGAAAGAUUUGUAUGUCUGCAUGGGAAAUGCUAGCACCACAGAAACUGAUGCCUGGUACAGCACAGCGAAGAUAGCCACCGAACAUGAGACCACUUACACCUCACCUUCACGUCCAACUAGUGAGAGAGUCAGAUCUGCCACAAGUACACGCCCUACAAGUGCGCGACCCACCAGUGCUUACAGCGAUCCAUAUAAUAGAUCAGAUAGCGGACUGGGAAUUUCCUUGAAAGGCUCAGCCAAAAGCACGAAGAAUAGUUCAUACAGUACUUUAUACCAGUCUAAGUACAGUCAGAAUGAACACGAGGAUGAUAUAAUGAUGAGCAAACUUUUCUCUGGAGACAGUAAACCUACACAUCGUGUAACGGACAAUCUAUGUGUUAUAAAUAAAGACAGACCAUAUAGCUCUAUAGUAUAUUCCACUCCUAAACCAGAACAAAGGGUGGAUUUUAAGUCUGAAGAUGCAGAAUUAGGAAUAAUUGAUGAUGAUGAACGAGACUCUGGUAAAGGUGAUGAUGAAAAUAUUGAUAUGAACGAUAGUCUUGCAUUAGAGUCGGAACCAAUAGUGUUUAAGAAUAUAGAUGAUUUAGGAUCUGUUAUAGUUGGUGUGGUUUUAAAGAAAGCUGUUGGACAGUUGACAAACCUCGAAGAAGCUGAGUUAGAAAAAAUUCCAGAAAUUUAUGAACUUUUUCAAGGAGGCCAGUUUUCAAAACUCACUGUAGAAUCAUUAGACCGAGUUACACUUCUUGAAGAAAACAAAGAAGAGAAACCUGAAGAAGCUACUACUACUGAGCAAGAGAAUGAACAGAAAAUCAGUGAAAGAAUGAGGAAGAAUAUGGAGGAGGAGAGUGAUGUGGAUUCAUUGUUAGACAGUGAGGAGGAUUACGAAGAAGAAGAUACUUUCUUCCGAAAACACAAGUUCAAGACGUACAGUCUGAGUACAAGGAAAGGUGUAGAUCAGUUUAAAAGAUUCUUGAAGGGCACGCUAGGUGAAAGGAACUGGAAUUUAUGGGUAGACAUUGAUAGGAUGAGACUGAUGACCAAUCACAGUGAGAUACAGCUGUACCUGUGUUGGUUGAGAGAGAAGUACCACAAGCCUGGUGCCGAGUUUGAGCUUACAGUCGAGCAGAAGAUACAGCUGGGUCUGUCUGAACCUUCUGCUUGGACCAUGGAUAAACUGAUGAUGGUUCACAACCAAAUAGCUGAACCUCUUGUACUUUACUGGGCACCUAGAUUCUUACUGAAACAGAUGAUGAGAACCAACCCAGACAAGAAUCUCCUUUACCAUCACCUUAAGCAUCUCCAGCAUCCAGCCGGCAUAGAUCCAAACCCGCCUACAGCAUCUCUCUUACCACUCAGGCCAAAGUCAUGUCUUCCAAGAAUGAAAGUUCAAGAGCCAGUCAUAGCACCUCAGAUUCAGCCAAUAUAUUUUGAGCCACCAGAUACCCUAGAUACUUCUCCUCCUGUAGGCUUGAAAAGGACCUACGCUGAGCCUACCAUCAAGUUCAUAGCCAACUGGCAGAAAGAACAAAUGGUUCACACGCAGCUGCUUUCUCCACGACUCAAUGUGGCGCGAACCUCAACACCAAGGUUAAGAAGACCUGCCUCGGCUAAAAUUCCGAGAAGAACUUCAUUGGUCUCAUUGUCCUCUAGACCAAAAUCGGCAGUGAAGCCAAGUACCCGCCCCUCCACCGCUCACUCAACGUCAUCAAGAAUAUCUGUUGAGUCUGCAACAGGGCGUGUACGUAUAAAGUCACCUGCUCAAAGUUCAAUGAAUGCAGGGUCAAAGGCAUCAGGAACUCCAAGGUCAAGGCCAUCAUCAGCAGCAUCAAGUAUAGCCUCAAUCAGAUCAGAGGACCUUUCCUCAGAAGUAUCAGAAUUUCUGGGAGGAAAUAGAAUGGAGCACCUGCUACAAGCUUUACACCAUGAGAAUGACUCUGGUAGCUUUUUCCGUAAAUAUGUGGAGAGAAGUGGUAGCAAGAUAUGGAUAGAUAACAUGAAUUUUUGGAGAGAUAUUCAAGCCUAUCACAUGUUAUUCUAUGGAAAAUAUAUGGACCCAUACAUUGUUCAUAAAAAAGCUAAGUCAGUAUACUCUAAAUACAUAGUGGUUGGUGCAAAACAUCAUCUAGGUCUAGGAGACGAGAUAGCACAGGAAAUACGCAGUCACCUGAUACCACCAUUUGAGGAACUAUUUGAUGAUGCAGAGGAACACGCCAUCACAGUGCUGUAUGAGGCAUGGCAGGAAAUGUGGGAAAUGGAUCAGAAAACAUACCACAAGGUUGAGUUAAUAGAGGUGAAGAGACAUUUGGAGACAAAAUCAAAAUAUGUCCUUAACCUACAGAAGAGUGGACUAAUCAAAGCUAGAGUUAGUACCCCUGAUGUAAUGGAAGGAUAUGAAGAUCCAGUUUAUGAUGAGGCCCUGAUUGAAAACAUUCCUGAAGAAUUUAAAGAUUAUACGCUCGAGAAACUCGUGCAUAACCGUAUAGAGCUAGAACACUUCCGGAACUUCCUGGCUGAAAACUACGCCAGUAUGGACAUCAUGUGUUGGAUGGAUAUUGAAGCGUUCCGUAGAAUCACACACACUGAUGAGAAGAAGAGGGAUGCAAAAGCUCGGGAAAUCAAAAUGAAGUAUCUUAAUAAGAAAUAUUUCUUUGGUGCUAACAGCCCUGCUGGUAAAGAGGGACAGGACAAAGUUGCAGAAGCUGGAGGUGGGUGGGGUAAACUUCUGGAAGACAGACCUCCUAAUCCCAUGAUCCUUGAAGCACAGAAGUAUGUGAGGGACAGACUAGAGAAAAAAUGGCUGCCUCUAUUCCUUGCAACUCCAGAGUUUGCAGUGAGGCAAAAACCUAGACAGAACAUGGAUGAUGUUGUAGAUGAUGUCAUGGUGCAGAAAAAGAAAAAGUCUCUGAAUAUGUUAAAGCUUCUGGAUAGUAAGUGGAUGUCCUCUACCAAUGAAAUCAUUAUCUUCCGUAAAGCAUUGUUGAACCCAGUGACCUCUGUACAGUUCAGAAGGUUUGUCUCUAUCAAGGGAGAUAGUCUAGAAAAUGAUGUACUCUUCUGGUUGGAGGUUCAAAAAUUUAAGGACAUGUACCAUGCCCACUGUGAGGACUCUAUGAUCACUCAGAAGAUCAACACAAUCAUCAACUGCUUCAUUGAGUCACAGAUCCCGCCUAGUCUACAGAUAGAUAUACCACCAGAGAUGGCUGACAGGAUCAUAGACAGGAAAUAUGAGAAAUGUCCCUACCUCUUCAGAGAAGCUCAGUUGGUGGUGUUUAGAGUGCUAUUCCCACACUGGAAAGAGUUUUGUGAUUUCCGUCUUAAUCUCGCUGAGGAGAAAGUUCUUCCGACAAUUGAAAGACGUCGCAAACAUGCCAGAGCUAGAGAGAGAAAGCGCUUACAGGAAUUAGAGGAAAAACAAGCCAAGGGGAAAAUGCGUUACGUAAAAUUUCGGGAGGCAGAGAGGCGAGCUGCCAUGGGAUUACCUCCCUUGGGAGAAGAAGAGGAUGUGUUUCACGAUCCAUUUAAGGCCCUGGGUGGGGCAGAAAGUGUUGAGGGUGAUGCAGAGGUGGAGGAAAAAGACAAGAUUUCAUGGACUUACUCUAACUACAUGAAUGCUUUAGAAAGAGAGGAACUGUUAAAUAAUACUGAUGAAUCAUCAUUUACCUCACUGCUGACAGAUACAGCUUCAGUAAAGAGUGUAGGCACUGACAGAGCCUCGGUUGGAAGUCAAUCUGAUGAGAGGAAAGGAAGUAAGACUGAUGGAGACUCAGAAAGGAAGAGAUCUGUGGAGAAUGGAGAAAAUGGUAAGCCAAAAGGUACAGGAAAUGGUAGUCGAAAGUCAUCUAUGGAUGUCCCUCUGCUUGGAGAACGAAGAAUGUCCCGACAGUCGAGAUCUGAUAGCCUUCAAUCACAGCAGAAAGUGACUAUACAAGAUCCAAAAUCUCCUAGCAUCAAAUCAAAACAAAAAGUCUAGAUUAUAGAACUUUAUUUACAUAUCAUAAAUUGUAUUACAAUUACUUUCAACACCCACUUUAUUAUCAAGUUAUAAAGGCUGAUCAAGUUAUGGUUAUGGAUUUAGAAUGUCAGAAAUUUUGAGUUUUUUUAGUAUACACAGUUGUUGGGAACAGGCAGUAAAACAUAGUGUACAUUAUAAAUAUUUUUUGAAUAUGUGAUAUGGUCAUUCUGCACAAUCUGAGUCAUUGCUGACUAUACUACAUCAUAUCCAUAUGCUUGUAUGUUUACUUUAGGUUUAAGGAAGCACUAUUGCUUUAAGGUCAUGGGUUUAGAUCUUAUGAGUAGUUAAAUUUUGCCUGUGAUUUACUUUAUUGUCUUAGAUAUGGCCAAAGCUUUAGUAGGUUACCAAAAAUCCUGUCAAACAUUCCUUAUAUGGUACAUGUUAAACAUAAUCUACACAUGUUUGCUGAUUUAAAGUGGUACUGCAUGUAAAUAAGACAUUUAUAUGACUUGCAGGAUAGCAAUUGUUACUGGUGAUCAAUGUGUAAAUAUGCCACCUAGCGGGUGCUUUAAGAGAAUUUGUAUUAUUAUAAUACAUAAGGUUACACUUGUGCAGUGCAUGUUCUCAAAUCCCAUGUCUUUGAUUCAACAGCACCACUUUAACAGAAAACAACAAAUGUGUUUGUUUUACUGUUGCUACAAAGUCAUGUUUUUCUUAUGAAAAAUCUAAAUUUUUCAGUUUAGAAACUUCUUCUUUAUAUAUUUUCUAUUUCUGUAUUUGAGCUGCACCAUGAGAAAACCAGCAUAGUGCAUUUGCGACCAGCAUGGAUCCAGACCAGCCGGCGCAUCUACGCAGUCUGCAGGAUCCAUGCUGUUCGCUUUCAAAGCCUAUUGCAAUUAGAGAAACCGUUCCAUGCUGGUCGCAAAUGCACUAUGUUGGUUUUCUCAUAGUGUGGCUCAUUUAUGCUUUUCAUUAUCUAUAACCUGUUGUGCCAAUACGUCUAUUCCUUCCAUGAGAAGUUCAUAUAUGUGAUAGCUAUUGUAAAUUGUAUAUAUGAAAAUACUUGCAUUGUAAUGAUUGUCUCAACUAUUUUCAAGUACAAAUUUCUCUUGGUAUAAUAGUUUACAAACUUAAGACAUAGUUUUAUCUUCCUUUUAGAUAUGUAUUAUAUUUUUAUGAAUAUUUUAUCCAUAUAAACUUUUUUUUUUUUUUACAUUUUGUGUAUUUAUUUGUUAGGUAUAGAUACAAUCUGACUAAAGUUCAUGAUCUUCUAAACGAAGGGCUGAGGAUGACCCAUUCACAUUCAUCUUUCUGUAUAUUUGGAUUUUCGAUAUUGCUAUUUUUAUUUUCGCAAAAUUGUUUUUAGCUCACCUGAGCCAAAAGCUCAUGGUUAGCUUUUGUGACCGCUCAAUGUCUGUCAUUAGUCGUCCAUCGUGUGUCGUGUGUCCGUCAACAUUUUAUAAAAAAAUCUUCCUCUUGAAAACCACUGGGCAGAAUUACACCAAACUUCACAGGAAUGAUCCUUCGGUGGUCCCCUUUCAAAAUUGUUCAAAGAAUUUAAUUCCAUUUAGAACUCUGGUUGCCAUGGCAACCGAAAAGAAAAACUUAAAAAAUCUUCUUGUCUAAAACUGCAAGGUGUAGAGCCUUGAUAUUUGGUAUGUGACAUCAUCUUAUGGUCCUCUAUCAAAUUUGUUUAAAUUGUGCCCCUGGGGUGAAAAGAGGCCAGCCCCGGGGGUCACAAGUUUUACAUAGACUUAUAUAAGAAAAAACUUUAAAAAUCUUCUUUUCUAAAACCACAAGACAUAGGACUUUGAUAUUUUGUAUGUAGCAUUGCAUUGUGGUCCUCUACCAAAAUUGUUCAAAUUGUGCCCCUGGGGUGAAAAGAGGCCCUGCCCCGGGGGUCUCAAGUUUUACCUAGACUUAUAUAAGGAAAAAACUUUAAAAAUCUUCUUGCCUGAAACUGCAAGGCCUAGGCUUUUGAUAUUUGGUAUGUUGCCUUUCCUAGUGUUUCUCUACCAGAAUUGUUCAAAUUAUGUCCCUGGGGUGAAAAGAGGCCCUGUCCUGGGUGUACCAAGUUUAUCAUAGACUUAUAUAGGAAAAAAAAUUAAAGGUCUUUUUGUAUGAAAGUUCAAGGCCCAGGCCUUUGAUAUUUGGUAUGUAGCAUUGCCUGGUGGAUCUCUAACAAGUUUGUUCAAAUUAUGCCCCUGGGGUGAAAAGAGUUAUGAGUUAUACAGGAAAAAAUACUUAAAAAAUUAUCAGAUCAUAUUUCCUAGAAUGUUUAAUUAUAAUUACCUGAUGACCCCAAGCAAUAAGGGAUCACUUGACUGUGACCUUGACCUACUGACCAACUUUUUUGUUUUUUAAGGUACAGCCUUGAAAUUUGGGUGACAUGUACAGUUGCACACCAAUCUUAAAACUGACUUUCAGUUACCUACUGACCUACCUCCUUAAUAUUUUAGCAUCAGUUUGCCAUUUGAAACAUGUGGCUCAUAUUACUCAGGUGAGCGAUCCAGGGUCAUCAUGACCCUCUUGUUAUUUGAACCAAGUCAGACAAAUCGUUUCAACAAGCAUUUGGCUGAACCAUCAAAAUACCAUCGAAUGUCAAAGGGUGAGAAAAAUGUGCAGUCAGUCCGGGGCUCGAACCCGGGACCCCUCGCUUACAGGGUGAAUACUCUACUGACUGAGCUAACUGGCUGCCUGACACCUUACGUGACCAAGUCCAUAACGUGACAUAUGAUUCCUCUCAAAACACGUGGGCGCAGUCAUGAUGUGGUCAUCAUAAGAAUUGUAAACAUGAAAAACCCAGGCUAAAUAUAAAUUUUUUAAACUUCUACUUUCACUUUCAAAAUGUUAAAAGCAAGGCUCUGAUUGGCUAGCGGUAGGGUAGUCAGAACGAGGCUAUCAAUAGCACGUCUUCAGAUCCAAAGCGUAGCGUUAAUUGGAGAUGUACUUUAGUCAGAUUGGGUAUAGAUACUAAUUGUUCAUUAUAAAAAAAAAUUGUUCAUUAUUCUACAAGCAUUUAUAGCUUAUAACAGCUCCACUGCCUUGUUUGAUAUAGGUAAAUUGUUGCAUCUGUGCUGUAUUAACAAGUUUCAGAUUGUGAGAUAUUAAAGAAGAUUUCAGCAUUUUCCUAAUUUCUUUUAAAUGCUUUUAAACAUUUUUCUGAAAUUUUGAUCCUUUGCAGUGUCAAUCAACUGAAGCAAGAUAACCAAUAUUGAUGUUUUAUUGUAUUCUCGAAAAAAUACAAAAUUGUUAAAAGAAUCCCUUGAAUGCUUUAUUUUUUUAUAGAUAAAAUUUCCAAAAAACUACAAAUAUAUGGGGUUUUUUUUUCUCCCAGACUUUAAAUUUUGAGAAAAACUACUUUUUACACUAGCUGUUUGGUAUGUAUCCUAAGGUUUGAUCUCUGCUAGGUCAUCCUAUCUCAGCACUGACAACAGUUUCUAGAAAAAAAAACUGCUAAAAUAUAUCUGCAGAAAUCGUCUUUAAAAUGUACAAAGUCAAAAGAUAAAGGACAUUCUUAGGUUAGCCAUUUGCGCCUCUUUCUACAAUUUUUGCUAGAUUGUAGUUACUGAUUCUGUUAAUACAGCAGCAUGAUUGAAAUUUACAGUGGCAAAUACUCUAUCAAAUAUUUUUGUUUUUGUGAUGAUAAAUUCAAAAUUAAUUUAAAGUAUUUUAGACAAGUAAAAAGUUCCUAUUACACUCUUGGAAUUCUUUAUAAUGAUUUAUGAUUUGAAUGGUAUUGUGUUACAUUUUAGGAAAAUUCCUGUAAAAAACUUGUAACGGAAAGGAUUGAGGCAAAAUUCAGACAUAUUUUGUUUUGAUAAAGCCAUCUGUGAUAUGUAUGUAAAUUUAGAAUUAUUUUUAUUCCAUUAUUUAGUCUAAUGUGUGUAUUUAUAAUUGUUUAUAGCUUUAUAUGGUUAGAUUAUUAACUUAUUGUGUAUUUAUUAAAUAAAGUUGUAAUGGAGUCGGACAAAGGAUGCCAAAAGAAGAAAGCACCAAAUGUCAUUUAAAUCUCAUAAAAAAGCAGGAUGCGUUUUUUUCCCUCAAAUGUUGUAAUUUACUUUGUCAUUUGAGUAUGAAAAGUAUGAUCUUAUUUUGUAUUUUCGUUUAGGUUGACGUAUUCAAUGAAAUUUUAGUAUACCCAUGAAUAUUGUGACUCUUUUAAAAAAGUAUUGCAGCAUUAUUUUGUUAUCUCUUUUUAUAUAAUAUUAUGUGGGAUAUACUGAUAUAAAGAAGUAUGUUCUCCAUGGCGAUAGGUUAAAAACAUUGCAUUUUUAAAGUCAUUCAGUCUCUACCGCUUAAUUAUGUUGAUGAGUUGUCAGUUACGUGCAGAGAACAGGCUUUAAGUACUAAAAACAAAUCCUGUACAUGUAUAUAAAGGACAGCCCGUUGAAAAUUGGCAUGAAAACCACCAAAACAAACAAACACUGCAACAGCUUAAUUCUUGUUUUAGAGAAUUCUGCUAAAUGUUAUUCAAAUUUUUAUUUAUAAGAUAUGCUUGCUGUAGGAGAUAUGCUUCAUGCUUUUUGAUCACUUGAAAUGGUUGAUCUACAUUACAUUUGUAUUAAAAUAGCUGUUAUUUUUCUAUGUUAGGUAUAUACCUUUUCAUUGUUAAUUUAUAGAGAUAAAGUUGAUUAAAACA